UGUCAGAUAGAGCAAUGGCGGGUGAAGAAGAGAAUUCACUGGAUGGAGGAACCUAUUCAGAACUACUAUUUGCCGACGACAAUGAUGGCCUAGCAGGAUGUUUCAAUUUCACUACUUCAUCUUCCCCAAAAAUGCUCUGUUUUGGUACUGAUACUCCUGUACUUGAAACUUGUUCUGUACAAACACCAGAACAAAAAACCCCAAAAUCUGAACUCAAAUGCAGUGGAGAUUCACCAUCUGCUUGUUCAAGUAGCAACAUCAGCAAGCCUAACAACUCCAAUAAAAAGCGAAAUGGGGCAGAGAGAGAAUCAGUUGAAAAAACAAAAGGUGGAAAUCAGAGAAAUUGCAAGAGGACAAAGAUGGUAGAAAAUUCAAAUGUGACAACUCAGGCAAAGGUUAAGAAAGAGAAGCUUGGUGAAAGAAUCACAGCAUUACAACAACUUGUAUCUCCCUUUGGCAAGACAGAUACAGCAUCAGUGCUACAUGAAGCGAUGGGAUAUAUCAGGUUUUUGCACGAUCAGGUUCACGUCUUGUGUUCUCCUUACUUGCAGCGCCACAGUCAGAGCCAGAGCCAGAGACAGACUCCCUCUUUACGUGAGGGAGGAGAAACGGAAAAUGAGGUGUUGCUGAGGAGCAAAGGACUUUGUCUAAUCCCAGUAGAGCUGACUGUCCAUGUAGCUGAUACUACUCUCAACGGCGCUGAUUUUUGGUCACCUGCCGCCAUGAUGAACAAUAAUAUUACCCAAUGA
Molecule: messenger RNA, 749 nt
Organism: Solanum verrucosum
Lineage: Eukaryota; Viridiplantae; Streptophyta; Magnoliopsida; Solanales; Solanaceae
Product: transcription factor bHLH113
Exons: 5
Coding region: 15-749 (244 amino acids)
Biological process (GO): regulation of transcription by RNA polymerase II
Cellular component (GO): nucleus
Molecular function (GO): DNA-binding transcription factor activity, RNA polymerase II-specific; RNA polymerase II cis-regulatory region sequence-specific DNA binding; protein dimerization activity
Source: RefSeq, a predicted model, not a curated record